Molecule: messenger RNA, 1431 nt
Organism: Colletotrichum godetiae
Lineage: Eukaryota; Fungi; Ascomycota; Sordariomycetes; Glomerellales; Glomerellaceae
Product: ammonium transporter
Exons: 5
Coding region: 1-1431 (476 amino acids)
Biological process (GO): ammonium transmembrane transport
Cellular component (GO): plasma membrane
Molecular function (GO): ammonium channel activity
Source: RefSeq, a predicted model, not a curated record
AUGGCGGAAGUCAUCCCUGUGACCGAGUUCCCAGACUAUGCCACCGACCCAACGGGCGGCAACCCAAUCACUCAUGACCUCAACGCACCCUAUGAUAAGGGUGACCUCUGCUGGGUGCUAGUAUGCACGAUUCUAUGCUGGCAGAUUACCCCGGCCAUCGGCUUCCUCUACGCCGGAAUGCACCGUAGGAAAUCGGCCAUGACAAUGGUAUUGCAGUCACUCUUCUGUGCAUGCGCUUGUGGCCUACAAUACUGGAUCUACGGUGCCUCGCUGUACCAGUCACGCACAACAAAUCCCAUCCUCGGAGACCUAUCCCAUGCGGCAUUCCACAACCUCUUGGCUUCUCCGUCAUUUGCGAACAGUGAUAUCCCGGAUAUCUUGUAUGCUGCAUUUGGCUUCACUUUCGUGACUGCUACGGCAAUGAUUUUGGCUGGUGCUAUGCUCGAGCGCGGUCGCCUCUGGCCUAGCAUGCUUUUCCUUCUCUGCUGGAACACAUUCGUAUACUAUGUCUUGGCAUAUUGGGAGUGGAACCCCAGCGGCUGGCUCUACAAUCUCGGCCUCUACGACUUUGCAGGUUCCGGUCCUGUCCACAUCGCCAGUGGUUUUGGAGCCCUCGCCUGGUCAAUGAUGCUGGGCCCCCGUAUUGACGACAGCACAUCCACGAAGAAAAGACACAUUCCCCAGUUCAGGGGCCACAACCCCUUAUUGAUGACUCUUGGUACCGUCCUCAUCUGGUUCGGAUGGUUUGCCUUCAACGGAGCUAGUACGGCCAACCUCAGCUUACGGUCCAUCUAUGUGGUUGUGAACACCAACUUUGCUGCAUGUGGCGGUGGUGUUACGUGGGCUCUCUUGGACUACAUGUACAUGAAGAAGUUCAGCUUGGUCGGCUUCUGCUCGGGUAUCAUCUCUGGUCUCGUCGGUAUCACCCCGGCAGCUGGUUUUGUUCUCGUAUACGUCUCGCCUCUUGUCGGAAUCAUCACAGCGAUUUGCUGCUUCUACACUGUUCGAUACCAGCACCUUCUCCGCGUCGAUGACGGCCUCGACAUCUUUGCUAUCCACGGUGUCGGUGGCUACGUCGGCGACAUUCUGACCGGUCUCUUUGCCCACAAAAUGGUACCAGCUCUCGACGGAGUUAGCGGCGACACCUACGAGGGUGGUUGGUGGAAUGGAAACUUUAGGCAACUCGGACUCCAGUUGGCUGGUGCGACGACUUGUGCUGCAUGGUCGUUCUUCGUUUCCUGCAUCCUAUUGUUCCUCAUCAACAAGAUUCCGGGCAUGCACCUACGUGCUACCGAAGAGGACGAGCUGCGAGGUCUCGACUAUGCUUACAUUGAAGACAUCGUCUCGGAUUAUGAUGACGGUAAUAUGCUCAUUCACAACGGGCAGGUGGUGGAGAAUACAACUCCGGCGAGCUUUUCGAAAAGCUCUUAG